Toxorhynchites rutilus septentrionalis is the source of this 4644-nucleotide messenger RNA. RefSeq names its product E3 ubiquitin-protein ligase znrf2-like. Bases 1369 to 1872 code for a protein of 167 amino acids. NCBI's taxonomy places the organism in Eukaryota, Metazoa, Arthropoda, Insecta, Diptera, Culicidae. The record is from RefSeq and is a predicted model, not a curated record. The transcript has 6 exons.
CGGAGGAGCAGAAGGCUGGAGAAGUUUUGACUGAACGGGCAGAAAGAGAGCACACAGCGCGAUCGCCAGCAGUGGCAGAAAAGAAGUAUACGUCCUUUUGCGGUGUGGUGUGUCGAGAGUGUAUGAGAAACGAUGAUGACAAAUUUUUACUAAUGGACGGGUCUAUUAAAGUUGUGUCGCUGCUUUCCUGUGUCGGAGGACUUCGCCAAGUCGCAGUUUGCCUCGCUUGAUGUUUAUUUUAAACCAUCCGAUAGUAGCGCACGGAAGAAAGAUAAGCCCUGCCGACGGGAGUGGUGGACCCUUUGUGUUGUGACGGAUUUGGAUUAAUCGAUGGCGAAAUCGCGAGAAAGCACAGGGCGAGUGCCGUGAAAGAAAGAAAAAAAACCCCAGAAGGAACAAGGAUGCUGGUCAUCCGUGGUGGUCCGAAUGUGUUGUCAUUGUUCGUCGGAAGUAGCGUUCGACUUAAUGCACUGUGCAAUAGUGGGGCUCUUUUUCUCUUAGAAGAAAAUCUGCUCUCUGUAUUGGAUUGCGCUCCGGUGUGGAGGUGUAAGCGCGAGAAUAAUAAUAACAAUCACUGUCAUCUCUAAUCGAACGCACACAGUGGAGAGAUAGCGAGAGCAGAAGUGAACGCGAGUGCUAACAAAAGCAAAAAAAAAAGAAGAAACAAAAGUGCUCCCCGAAGUGGUAUUCGUGUGCGAGGUGCAAUACUUUGUGUUUCAAAAAGUGGGGCCUCCUUUUCGUCAAAAAUUCAACAAUAAAAUAGGAUAGUAAGGAAAGACGGACGACUAUCAGCUCGUGAAUCCUGCGUGAAUUUCGUAUACGCGAACCGCUUUCUGGAUUGCCCGUGGGAAGUCAAACCUGCGUUGGAACAGUAUGAGAGUUGCCUGCUACGACGUUGAAAAUUCGAUUAUGGAAGUCGGGCUGGUUCUGGUUUCUAUUAUGUAGAUCUCGUUAUUUUUUUGUUGUUGUCUUUUUACCUUGUGUCUUCGGAAGUCGCAACGUCUGAUCGUGUUAUUUGCGCUGUGUCGAUUCAUUCUGUAUUCCGUCGCGUAUGUGUGCUAUAAAGAAGUGGGAUUUCUGGUUCAAUUGGUGCGAGAACAGCCAGACACAAGUCUCAAUAAGUAAGUGCGUGAGAAAACUGAACACAGGCAGCAGCAGAAGGAAGCUCUUUGUAGUCUAGCAGCGUACUUUGCGUGCCCUCCCGGAAGUAGCUGAGCGCAACAGCAGGAGUUUUUCUGGGAACAACAACAACAACGAGAAGAUCAACAGGAAAGAACGAAUCCAACCAAGUGAACGACCGGAGGAGUGUAGGAGCCGAGAGUGCCGUCAUCGUCCAAUAUUCAACACUCGAAACAUUCAUGAGAAGAGAUGGGAAUAAAGGCCAGCACAGCAAAUGGUGGACAGUCGAGUCCUAGAGCUAGAACCUUCUCCACCAGUAGCAGUUCGGACGUGGUGUCCGCCGGUGCAGGAGCGCCGUACGAAAUAUCCUCCGCCAGUCCGGAAACCGACAGCAGCUCCGCCGAAGAGAACGCUGCAGCGAGUGCUGCCUCACUAGCACUAGGUAGGGUCUACGCGGCCACAUCCUUGCCAGCGCACAUCUGGUCGUUGAACGGCAUCAAAUGUCCAGUAUGCAGCAAAUUUGUUAUGCCCGACGAUAUAGAGUGUCAUUUAGUAAUGUGCCUAACGAAACCUCGUUUAUCAUACAAUGAGGACUGCUUAACGGAUGCCAAGGGUGAAUGUGUUAUAUGUUUAGAAGAUUUAUGUCCCGGUGAUAUCAUCGCUAGAUUACCAUGCUUAUGCAUCUAUCAUAAAGGGUGUAUCGACAAAUGGUUCGAGGUGAAUCGUAGCUGUCCCGAGCACCCAGGGGACUAGUGAAACUAAUGCAAAUUGGGCAGGAUCCUUUUUUGUACUAAGCGCGAAGGGAUUAUUCUAGUGGUAACUAACCUUAAAAAACAAUUAAAAAAAUCUUAGAAAAGCAAACAGAAAAAAACGAAAGUGAUCAACUGUGAAUGUGCGCGGAAAAGCGAAGAGAGCGAGGAAAUUGCACUUGUCAGAGACAGUUCAAAACGAGUCUCGCCGCAAGAAGGCGUGAGCUGCCUGGGUUAUUUUUUACCUGAUUUUGAAAUCAUGAGACACUGAACGCAUCGUGAGAAGCAAAUUAUAAAUAAUAAAAAAAGAAUACUAGGAAAAAAACAUCAUUUGGCUCCUUUUUUAUAAGACCAUAAACGAAAUCGAUUAAGAGUAGAGCGAAUAGGCAUUAGGAGAACACUCCCGAACAAACAAACAAAAAAAUAUCCGAUGUGCGUUUUCUUUUUGUGAAACAGAGUGUCGAUUCGCGCUAUCGCAAAUAGCGAAAAGAAAAAAAAAGGUACCAGUUUUUAUUUUAGACGAAUCAGUGGUCAAAUCGGGAGAAAUCGCUUUGUAUAUAAAAAUGAGUAAACGAUCCCCCAACCAGUUGAGAUAUGUUAUGAAAUGAUGAAUAAAAUCAGCUAGAUUAAAAGCAACAACACAUCUUCAAACUGAUUAAAUAGUUAAACAAAGAGAAAUUAAUAUAAACUAUCUGUAAGUGAAACAAAUGUAGUGAUAUAAACGAUUAAUAAAUACGAGGAAAUUCAAGGAAUAACUGUUAACAAUCUGCGCUACACCCUCAGAACUAGAAAAAAAAACGAGUAGAAGAUCAACAGUGCAAGCGAAGCAAACGGGCAGUAGGACUUUAGGACUACUAUCUCACCUUACUUUAUAUUAUGUUUUGCUCAGUCAUUAUUUCAGCAUCUUUUAACUGUGAAGAAUUGAGAUAAACAAAACAAUGAAAUAUUUGCAGCUUGUGUCAGCAAGAGUAGCAUGUAGCAGCGAGACAGUGUUAAGGUUGUUGUAAAUAUUAGAUGGUAUCUCUUUUGAGAGGCGCGAGACGAACCAACCAGGAAACCGGAAAGGGGCAGGAUUCUUCGAAUUCGUCGUUUUCAUUGAAUUCAACUAGACAGAGAGACGGAGAACAUUUGGAAACAAGGGCUACUAAAUAAACACAGAACACAUACAUACAAAAGAAAAAGAAAAACACUAAAUGAAAUGGUUCCCCAAGAAACCGGAAACAGGAAGCACCACGAUGAUGUUGAGAAUGAGGAGCUUGAAACGCCACCGUUGUUAUUACACAUUGAUAAUACCGUCGUUAAGCCUUUGGCAAUUAAGAUUUUUUUACACUGCAAAGUUAGUUGAUGAUGACCCGACCGACCGACCAACAGAAGAGAGACAGAGAUUAAAAGCGAGAGGGGGGAAGUAUGAAGUUAAUGAGGUGGACAGAUUCGAUAAUGUCUAGACAAUAGAUAUGGCCGAAAUAAGAAGAAGUGACGAGAGAGCGAGUUGAAACUCGGCAAAAGAAAACAGAACUGAAAGAAGGGAUCCAUCGAUUGUGUUAAAUGCGCGAACAAACAAAAUGAAAGAAACAAAUAUCACUUUAGGUAGAUAGAUCAAAAUCAACGAUAAACCAUUCUAAAAGACAAACCGUGGGAAUGAAAUAUUAUGAUGUCGUUUAGUGCUGUUUAAGUUCAUCUCGUGGUGGUUUUCUGAAGUUUUCAGGAAAGAUUCAUUUCUCAAACACACAUGUAAAAACGUUUAUUCUUUCCAUAUUUCGCUAGGUCACGAAUUCAGUACUAACAAAAAAAAAACAAUAGGAUAAAGUGAAGAAUGUAACAGCAUGGAUUGGAGAUUUUAUAAAGUCAUGCUGUUUGUGAACAGUAAAAAAAUAAUUUAUUCUCAUUUUAGGAUUGGCAGUAAAGUUAAAUGGCACAGUUUCCUGUAGUUGAGAGGUUUCGUAAUGUGUGAACGGUCCUCUGUUCGCACGUUGUACACGACAUCUAUCAGGUGUUCAUUUGCAACUGCUCCUAGUGCAGUAGGCCUUGGCGUAAACUGGAUCGUCUUUGCUUCAAAACAAUGGCAAUGGUUUAUCUGAUUUUGUCGUUAUUUCUGGCUAAUGAACCGUUGGUGGACGAAGUGAUUCAAGGUAAAUGCGAAAACAGAAUAGAAACAUACGGUAUGAGGCAUGAUGUCGACGCCAACCUCUCUCAUAGUGAAUUCGUUUUUAAAACUGAGUCAGUGCCAAACUGACUCUGUAAUAAAAAAACGUUUUCAGUUUCACGAAUGCGGUGGUUUGUUGGUGUGCGUUAUAUAGUCUGAUUUGUUUAUAUUUACGACGGCAAAUGUACAGUGUCGACGUCUGGUGGUGAUAUUAGUGCUUGGGAGGUAAAUUGUUCUCCAUCAGAUCAGAAGGGCCAAGUGCAGUGUAAACAUAUAAAAGUUUGAAUGAAAAUUAUGUUUGAUUACCUAACACUAAAAUGAAUUGUUUGAUUACCUAACACAUGUAGUUCUGACACUCACUUAACCAUUUGUCGAUGCAUUUCCUGUUUGUUCCACAAAUAAUUACUAUUAUAAUAUAAAACCAUCAUUAGACACAGUGUGGAGGCGAUCUGGCGUAGUGGUAACAUCCAUGCCUCUCACGCUAAAGGUCACGAGUUCAAUUCUCACUCCCGACAUUCUUCCAAAAAAUGGAAGUAAAAAGUGACGAACCAGCCAAAUGAGUUGAAAGUCACUAUAAUACAGAUUAGACACAGUUUUCGUUCAAUAUUCUGCGAUGUCGAAAAAAAAACUUUU